Molecule: messenger RNA, 297 nt
Organism: Sphenostylis stenocarpa
Lineage: Eukaryota; Viridiplantae; Streptophyta; Magnoliopsida; Fabales; Fabaceae
Source: the annotation of a GenBank genome assembly
AUGGUAAUCUUGUCCAAUGGUAAUCUUGAAAAUGUCAAUCAGGGGAUUGCUAAGAAGCGGAGGAGAGCUCUAAGCCUUCAAGAUCAAGGGCAGAAAGAAAGCUCGGAUAUUGAGGAAGGUCAGAUUGUAACAGAAAAAUGGGAGUCAUCCACGGAGGAGGCUUCUGUAUCCAGGAGAGAUGCUUCUGAAGGUCCAACAGUGGCUGACAGUGUGAAGAAGAGAAUGUCACAAAAUGAAGAUGUGAAGAUCCACACCAAAGGAAGGCCAGUUCAUGAAAAGGCCUUUAUGUGGCUUUAA